AUGCCCCCGGAUGUUGGGCGGUACACGGGGAAUCCCCGGCACCUUGGGCACCUCUUUCCUUCUGGGUCCCGGAACUUCCAGGAAGUUGUGUCUGCAGAGUUCUCAGUAAUGAAAGGAAACGUGGAUAGAGUUGCUUGGCCAAGUCCCAGUCCUGAUGACAAAGCCUGGCUCUUGAAGCAAAAGCACGCAUUGCUGCAAGUCACAGAAAACGGAGAUCUCGCGCUGCAGAGGGCGAAUGCCAAACUGUGGAAAAGCUACCAGCUCCAGCGCCUGGCUGAGGAGCUGGGGCGGGAGUGGCAAGAGACACAGCACCCGCGACACAGAGCCCCGGGCAGCCUGUCGUUGGCAUGCCCCUUCGGUGGGGGAGGAGGAUGGGCAGAGGAAGAUGAGCCUGACUUGGAGGUGCCUGCCCAGCGAGGGGCCGCUGGACCCCCCAGGACCAAAAAGAAACACAGAGCCCUCAGAGAAGAGAAGAGUCUCAAGGAGGAGCUGGACCGACGGCAGUCCUGGCCCUUCAGGCCCGGGAGGACUGCGGUGGGCGCCGAGAGGAAGCCGGCAGCUACAAAAGCCAGGGUUCUGACGCAUCCUCUCCUGAGCUUCCCUGAGAAGAGAAAAGGAAAGCGAGCACCUUCGACCAAGACCAAGGGUGGCUACUGUCCCGCUGACCCUUGGGGGAGCCGAGGGAUGGACCUCCAAAAGCUGAAUCCAUGCUCCGCCACUGCAGGGGGGGUCAAGAACCCAGAGGAAAAAGAGACAGGAGGAGCCCAGGAGGGGAGGAGGCAGCUGGGGAAGGGGGCAGUUCGUUUUGCUCAAGGCCUGACAGACAACUCCCUGGACCAGAGUCUAGAAGGCAAACAGAAAAGCCUAGAACAGCUGUGGUCUGUUGACUCCACCCACAGUGAGAGAGCCGUGCCCCAGGCAGUUCAGGGCAAAGACAGGAACAAGAACAAGUGGCAGAAAGAGCUUGAGUUUGUCUUUCAAGAGUUAUUCAAUACUAACAGAAGGCUGAAAAAAUAUCUGAGUUUGUACCUUGAACUGAGGCCCAGAAUGGGCCAGAACCUGGAUGAAGAGCAGGCCUUCUCAGAGAUGAGGGAAUGUGGUAAUGAGACCCCAGAAGAGAAGACAACAACAGAUACAGAGCUGAUGUCUGCUGGGGAGUCCGGGAGUCCCGCGGUGGUGGAGGCCUGCCUGACUGCAUCCGGAGCCAGUUCGAAGGGGUUACUAAGCAAGGUUGAGAGCCACAGAUAUCACCAGACGGCCAAGCCCACGAGUAGGAAUGGAAGUCAGACGUCGUCUCUCGAGACAGGAGUAUUCACUAAUGAAGAGGACUCGCCCUUGUGCAGUGCCGAAUCUGGGCAAGAACCCCCUAGACCUGCCACACUGGUGGUGGAGGGCUCCCUUGCGCAUCACCCACAAGAACAGGUGGACAGAGUUGGCUUGAUGGCUUCGAGGCAGAAGCACAAAGCAGAGCAGAGAAGGCAGAGACAGCUGGAAUUGCUUGAACAACCUGAACACCCGAACAUGAGCUUGGAAAUCCACUACAUGGCUGAAUUAGAAAAAGAGAGGCGGGAAAAAAGAAGAGCUCUCCUGGCCCAUCUGAAGUCUUCUUACCCCUCGAGAGAUCAGGAAAGGGAGAGAGGCUCUGAGUUGGUCACCACUUCCCCGUCUGGCACCAGCCUCACCAAUGACGACCAGCAGAGUCAGAUGACCCAUGACCUUCAGCAGCAGAUUUUAGAGCAAAACAAAUUGCACAAGCAGUAUCUUGAGGAAGCCAGGAAACGCUUGCAAGAGUUUCAGAACAUAUGUUAG
This is a messenger RNA of Carlito syrichta (Philippine tarsier), 1809 nucleotides long. RefSeq names its product CEP295 N-terminal like (gene CEP295NL). Gene Ontology annotation, biological process: regulation of centriole replication. Bases 1 to 1809 code for a protein of 602 amino acids. The record is from RefSeq and is a predicted model, not a curated record. Lineage: Eukaryota; Metazoa; Chordata; Mammalia; Primates; Tarsiidae. Gene Ontology annotation, cellular component: cytosol; centrosome; centriole. The transcript is spliced from 2 exons.